AUGUCGAAAUCUAUGGACAAAAAAGUCCAAUCUAUUAUUAAACAAUGUGAAUCUUUAUCUAUUGACGAUAUUGAAAAACUUUCAAAUUAUAAAAAAUUACAAACUAUUAUUUCAAGAAAAUCUCAAGGCAAAUUUGAUAUUUAUCUUGUACUUGCGAUUGUAUUUGGAAUGCUCAGUUUGAUUACAACAGGUAUAUCACAGUUUGGCACUGAACAUUUUCUUCAUUAUGCAUAUGACAAAAUUUUCUCGAUCGAUAUUUAUCGCGAAGAAUGUCUUGCGCCGAAACUUGAAUCUCUCAUUGAUGCAUUUCGUCCACCGACAUCCUGCGGUAUUUGUCGCAAUGUGGAUCACAUCGAACGCAUAUCAAAUAUAACACGUGAAGAAUUCGAAGAAAAAUAUGCUUAUACAAAUCAUCCUGUUAUAAUAACUGAUGCAACGAAAAAUUGGUUGGCAACAGAAAAAUUUAGUUUUAAAUUUUUUAAACGUCUUUAUCGAAUGAAUUCAAGUGCACUUCGAGCCGUUGAGGAACAUUGCCAAUUUUUUCCCUAUAAAAAUAAACAUGAAUUUGAAACAUUAGGAGAUGUUUUUGAUAUGGACCCAGAACGAGCCUAUAUGAUCGAUGACGAUUAUCAGCCGUGGUAUGUUGGUUGGAGUAAUUGUGAUUAUUCAACUGCUUAUCUUCUUCGGCAAUAUUAUUCAAGGCCCUAUUUUUUACCCGAACAAUCAGAAUCCAGUAAACUUGAUUGGAUUUUUAUGGGCACGCCGGGAUUAGGUGCACAUAUGCAUAUUGAUAAUGUAGAUCUACCAUCAUGGCAAGCACAAAUACGAGGACGAAAACAAUGGACUCUUCGACCUGUACCGGAAUGUUUAUUUUCUUGUAAAGAAUUUAAUUUUAUUGUUGAACCAGGAGAAAUUAUUGUACUCAAUACAAAUGUAUGGUAUCAUAAAACAUUUGUUAUUAGCGAAGAUGAAAUAAGUAUUACAAUUGGAUCUGAAUUUGAUUAA
Molecule: messenger RNA, 1005 nt
Organism: Rotaria socialis
Lineage: Eukaryota; Metazoa; Rotifera; Eurotatoria; Philodinida; Philodinidae
Source: the annotation of a GenBank genome assembly